Messenger RNA from Belonocnema kinseyi, 1995 nucleotides. RefSeq lists its product as uncharacterized. The coding region runs from base 279 to 1481 and encodes 400 amino acids. The record is from RefSeq and is a predicted model, not a curated record. Lineage: Eukaryota; Metazoa; Arthropoda; Insecta; Hymenoptera; Cynipidae. Gene Ontology annotation, cellular component: nucleus. The transcript has 3 exons.
UUUAUUUCAUGUUUAUAAGAUGUAUUUUCUUUUCCUGUAAAUACGAAAAUAUCUUUAUCGGAAAAGUCGCCUUUGUAAUCGUUUUAAGUUCUUCAAAAGUGUUUUCUUGCAUACAACUGUCUAUAUUUACAUAUUUUCCUGGAUUGGGUUUUAUUUUCAAGUUUUUAGAAACGAUUGGCGACAUGUUCUCACCGUACGGCGUUUUCUCGGAAAUAAGGUUUUAAAGGAGCUUCCAAAAUUUAACUUUCAUCAUUUUAUCGCACUAUUUUUGGAGAGAAAUGGCCUCUGCUCUCUCAGCAUAUUGGGUGCAAUUCUUUAGGAACGCAGGAUUUCCUCAGGAUGUGGCUACGAAGUAUGCAGUGGUAUUCUCUAAUAAUCGAAUAAAGCCAGACAUGCUACCAGACUUGGAUAAGCCCAGCUUGAAGGAAAUGGGAAUAACGUUGAUGGGCGAUAUGAUAGCCAUUCUGCGCUACGCUAAGAAAGUAGUCGAAGACACGACUUGUGAAAAGUUUCUUGUCGACUCUGAAGACUCGCAGCCCACAGCAAAAUUUGUGUCGAAACCUGUGGUGAAAAAAGUAGUAGCAAAAGUUGCUCCAAAGAGCACAGUCCUAAGCAAAGCGAAACCCGCAGCCCCGAUUAAAUCCGUUUCCUCGGCACCCUCCAGUACAAUCGUGAAGAAAAAAGUCGCCUCAAAUGUGACGAGGCUCGUGCAAAGAGAGGAGAAAAAGCCUGCGAAGAGAAAGAUAGAAAAGAAAAUAGUGUCGUUGGAUAGCGACUCUGAUGAAGAGUGGAAAGCAGAAACACAAAAGAGAUUAAAAGCUGCAAAGGACGAUGUUGAAUAUAAAGUAAUAAUGCCUAAAGGAACAACCGUGAGGAGUCAGCAGAUUUUGAAGAAAGCUGUUGAGCAGAAACUGACGGUUUUCGAUAGACUGGGAGAUAGUUCCGUAACUAGUACUACUAAUUUACCUGAAUCGUCUACAACUUUCAAUAUCACUGGACUUGGGAAGGACAUGAUCAAAAGGAACUCUAGUGUAUUUAAUAGACUGGGCGAUAAGGAUUUAUUAAAAAAGGAUGAGACUCCGUUCACUGGGAUACUUAAAAAUGGAUCUAGUGCGGCACCUGCCCAAGGGAUUUUAAAAACUCGCGUGUCUCCUAAAACCACAGUUAUUUCUUUGAACAAAAACUCGAAAGGCGUUUCGAAACUAGUGGGAACGAUGAGAGCUGAUCAGGAACUGAAGGCCAAAACUGUGUCGAACAGUGUCAAACAGCUAAUUAAACAUACGCAGAAAAUUACAGUCAACGAGAGACGGAGUCCGAUGAUUGUUAAGAAAAUUGCACCGACGUAUAAACUAGCUUCCGAACGAGCCUUGCUAAUUCCAGCAAAAGCACGUCUUGGGACAACCAAGCAAGUGACUUUCAACAGUUUUGCAUCCGUAGCACACAUUAAGAAACCUGGAGUAUUUAGUCGACUUGGAAUUUGAAUUAAUUUAAGGCAUUAUUCAGCUUUUAUGAUUGUAAAUAAUUAGGUAGUUGCCGUAAGUCUGAAUGUGUUUCCGAGUGCAGAAUGAAAGAGAAACUUUUGUAGUAAAAAAAAAAAAAAAGGAGAGGAAGAAGCACAAAUGAUCCUUAACUUUUAAUUUAAGAAAAGACGAAAGCUGUCUUACGAUAUUUCAUUAAUUUUAUUCUUUUUUUUUAAGUUGUAACUUUGUUCUCAACAAUAAGUUUACAUUUGUUAAAUGUAAUUAAAAAAAUUGUAAGUGACUAAUUAAUAAUUCUUUACAAAUUCUACGAAUCAUUUUCAAACACAUAAAAAAAUAGGUAUAAUCAGAAUUAACAAAUUGAUUUUACGUUUCCCUAAAAGUUUGACUAAAAACUUAAUUUUUGUUGACAAUAACUAAAUACUUUUACAUUAAAAAAAACUUGCCGUAAGAACUUCCUUGCAAUGUAUAUGAGGGAUGCUAUUGUAAAUAAAUGAACAGACAUGACUACGAAUAA